CUCUCCACCCCCCAAUGCAUCAUUGCCGCAAACCUGUCUCUGCCAUGUUUGUACCGUCGUCGUGGGGAGAGACUGCUACUGUAUAGACGCUAUUCCACACUACUCCGUUUGUUAGCUAUCAUAAUGUUGACGUUCUGAGUAUUAAAUGCACCCACUGCUUCUGUAAACAUUAAGCGGUUGGGCUUUGCACAAUGGCAGCCGACGCUCAGGACUUUGACUUUGAUGAGUAUGACAAACCUGGUGCCGAGCGUUCCCGCAGAAGAAGAGGUGGAGAAGAUGCUCUGGAGAGUGAUUUGGAAGAGGAUUUGUUGGAGGAAGACUGGCUGUCUGCUAAAAAGAAUCCUUCAGAAAUGUCAGAUGAAGAGCUAAAUGACGACCUUCUUCAAAGUGACGAUGACGACCUAAACACGAGUGGUCAACAUGCUUCAUACAGCAUGGGAGCUUCCUAUGACCAGCAGGGCAACUUGCAGGAAGCAGACUACACAGAUGAUGUCGUGAACCUGGGUGCAGAGGGCUGCGAAGAGGAGGAGGAGGAGUUCCGCCAAGAGGAAGAGGCGUACGCAGGAUCCUACAACCAGGAGGACAACACAGAGAUGUCUGGGAACCAAAUUGAUUACGGCGGAGAGCCAGCCGAGGGUGACGAUGGUUACCAGUAUGAAGUGCUAGACAUCGACAUCAACGAGACAUUAGACGGUGAAUUUCAAAAUGAGGAAUUUCAAAGAUCCAAUGGCAAUGAAGCAGAAACGACUCGGGAGGAAAACGCUGAGGAGGGAAGAAGAGGAGAGCAGCAAGAAGAAGACGCUACAGAGGAACCUCCAGUCUAUGAGACAGAGGAGGGUGGGAAUAAGACUCUUCUUGAGGAUGAAACGCAGGAGGAAUCUGAUGAAGAGGACGAAGAAGGUGCAGAAUCCGGCAGAAUACGGUUUAAAUCUGAGAGGAAGGAUGGCGCUGUUGUGCGCCUGGCGGAUUCUGGCAGUAAAAAACGGCACAUCCCUGAAACUCUAGAGCUUUCAGACAAGGCCAAGAAAGACUUGAUGGAGUUUGAGGUGCAGGAGCGGCAGAAGAGACAAAACCGUCAAGGAGGCCGAGGCAGAGGAGCAGGAAUGGGAGGAGGGGGGCGAGGAGGCAGAGGAAGAGGAGGUUUCUCUGGCUUUGGAAUGGCAGAUUUUAGAGGAGGACAAAGAAGAAAAAUGCAUGACCAAACGCUGCCCCUGAUGGGAAACAUGUGCAUACAGCAGCCGUCCUCUCGAAUGCCUUCCCCGCAUCAGCAGCAUCUGCAGUCCCAUCAGCACCACCCUUCGCGUCCAAGAGGACCACUUCCCUUCCAGGAGCACGGACGCCCCAUUCCCCAGCAGGCUCUUCAGCCGCUGCUCCCCUCUCACCUGGCUCAUCGCUCCCCACCGCUACGACCCCAGCUGGAACAACCCCCACCUCGAAUGAUGAGUUCCCCGCCGCCUAGUUUCCCUCAGCAUCACCAGCAACAGCCCGCUCAACCCAAAAACAUCCACAUUAACCCCCACUUCAGAGGACCUGCACAGUCCUCUGUACAAAUGCCCUUGAUGCCUCCUGCUCAGAGCCAGUCCAGACCUGCUGUGGGUCCUCAGAGGUUUCCUGGUCUGGGAGACUUCCAGCAGCACAUGCCGGGUAAUUUUGGUCCACCUCAGCGACCGCCUCAUCACAUGGAGCCCUUAAGGAACCAGCCACCUCAGGGCCCUCAGGACAGGGAGCCUCUCUUUAUAGGAGAGUGCGGAGAUUCAUCGCGGUUUCCAGGUCAGCACAUGUUUGAUCACCCGGGGCCCGGCUCUUUGAUGAACAGCGGCAACAACCUCCACCACCACCAGCAGCAGCUGCCUGGACAGGCCCACAUGGGCUUCGGCCCUCCUGGAGCGCCCUUCAACCAGCCAGGCCAGGGCCCGUUAGGACUGUUCCAGAGAGAACCCCCGAGACCCAACCUCCCUCCCCACCAAGGCCACCAGGGAAUGGCGAACCUGAAUCAACAAGGUGGUCCCCCAAACCAGCCCCGGCCUUUCAUGAGCCCUCGGCAGCCAUUCGGCCAGCAGGGCAACAUGUUCCCCCCUCCACCAGUUCAGUUUGGGAUGCAGGUACAACGAAGAGGCUUGAUCCACACCCCUCCUGUCUCCCAGCUGCCACAUCACGAUCCUUUAUCUCCCCAUCCCAUACAUCAGCAGCAGCACCACCACCACCAUAGGCAAGAGAUGCCCCAUCAGCAGCACCAACAGAUAAAUCUCAAUGAGCCUCGCUCCAUGACACAUCAUGGUCAAAAUCCUUUCCAUCAGCAGCAGGGGCAUGGUGGCCCCAGGCACAUGAAUCCCCGUUCUCAGAACCCCCCACAGAGGAACAUGUCAAACAGGCAGAGAAUGAACACGCCCAUCUCCAAGCCAAUGCAGCACCGCAACAGCAACCUACGGGAGCUCCCUGUAGCACCUGCUAACACAAACAUGAACAGUUCCUCCCCCGCUGCCAACAUCAACCCUGUUGCCAGGACAACGCCGGGAAUGCGUCCGGGGCAGAACGCUCAGCCAGCGUAUGGCGGUGGCAGAGGAAGAGGCCAAGCUGCGAAGCCUGAGCCACAGGCUGGGGAAGCAGGCAGGGUGGUGACUCAACAACAGGAAACUCCAAACACACCGUCCAGCUCAAUACCACAGGACCCUGACGAAGACGAGGAGACGCGGCAGUACCGUCUGAAGAUCGAGGAGCAGAAGCGUCUGAGAGAGGAGAUCCUGAAGAGGAAGGAGCUGCGGCGGCAGAUGCAGGCUGGUGUCAGGAAGAAGGAGCUGCUGGAGAGACUUAACGCUCAGACAAACACACAAAACCAGGACUCUACUCCUACACAGACUCAACCUUCACUACCAAAUCAGCAAAAGCAGCACCCUGUACCACAGCAAGUAAUACCACUGCAGCAACAACAGCAACAGCAGCAGCAGCAAGAACAAAACCUGCAACAACUACAGGCUCACCAGCAGCAGAGGCCGGUUCCUCAGAGGCCACAACAGUCAGUAAAUCACACAUUAACUAAUCCUAAUCAGGACAGUGCCAUGCCUCCUAGCGUUCCUGCUCUGAUCCCUGCCCCACGCCCCAACGUCAAGUCACGCCUGCAGAUGGUAAAAGGGAGCCCUCAGGAGCAGCAGCAGACCCCCGGCUCAGGUCCUGAGCAGCAGUGGAAGCAGCAGCAGCAGCAGCAGCAGCAGCCGCCACUUCAGCAACAAAGAAGAAACAGCUCUUUGCAGAGUGCAAACAAACCGGGUGCUCAAGUUCCUCAAAAGAACAUCCCUCCUUCAGUGAGGCAAGGCCCAGCUCAGACUCUAGGGCCUAAACCUGGGGCGAAGAGAACUGUGAUGCAGCGAGUGAAAAAUUCAGGUGUGGAAGCCCAGCAGGUGCCACAGAAAGUCAGAGUCGUCAAACUUUCAGGACCGGUUGUCGUGUCGGGCCGGGGUCGAGGUAGAGGGGCCGGUCCGAUGGGACGGGGUCACCCGCUGCCCACCAGGCAGAGCCAGAGAGAAGCGGAGAAAGAACCCAGCACUGUGUGCAUCGAGGGCCUCUCCACAUCUACCACUGAGUUUCAGCUCAAGAACCUCCUCAUGUCCAUCGGCCCCAUAGAGAUGUUCAAAAUGAUGCCGCAGCAGAGAAAAGCUAUUGCCAAAUUUUCCAAUCCCCAGCAUGCUGCGAGUUUCCAAAUGAGCUUCCAUAGGCACAUGAUUGAUUUGUCCCACAUUGAUGUGUCGCUGACUGAUGGCUGAGGAGCUCAGCAGAUUCACCAAAGGGUCUCUUUCUCCUGCUGUGGUCGGGAGUCUCUCGUGCAAAGCUCUGCUCCACAUGGGUACAGGAUUGUUUCUUCAACGCACUCGUCGUCUCGCCACAGAUUUCAUCAUUCGUCUCCCUCCGGCUUGGACAAGUGAACACACAAAGACAAUAACCGUGUGCAUGCAUGUGUUUGAUUCUGCCUGCCAAGUGGCUGUAGUUUUAAAAUAGCAUUGAAGAGACACUAAACAGUGAAUCAUCCCUCGAUGUUUGAACUUUCUUUUCCCCCCCAACCCCCAUCUCAAAAGGACACGGUAAAAUCUAUCAUGGGAUAAUUAAUGGUUGCUACCCUCUUCAUUGAGUUAUCUAUAAUAAACUUAAAAAGACACUUGAUUAUUAUUCAGCUUUAAACACCUCAUGGUGUGUUUAUUUUAUGCUUCGGUUUCAUGCAGGGAGAAGUCAUUUUUACUCCCUCGCUGUAGAUGGCAGUAUUUUAUCUCUUUCGUUGCAUUGUUGGUUUCAGCCUAAGCUUAUUCCUCAGGUUGUUUUUGUUUUUUUUUGGCCAAUGGCGCCAUCUAGUGGGGAUGUUUCAUGCAGGG
This is a messenger RNA of Poecilia latipinna (sailfin molly), 4358 nucleotides long. It is a transcript of the gene rbm33a, whose product is annotated as RNA binding motif protein 33a. Lineage: Eukaryota; Metazoa; Chordata; Actinopteri; Cyprinodontiformes; Poeciliidae. The transcript has 18 exons. Bases 192 to 3758 code for a protein of 1188 amino acids. Gene Ontology annotation, molecular function: RNA binding. The record is from RefSeq and is a predicted model, not a curated record.